UCCCGUGGCCACCGAGGUCACGACCACCAACCCCGUGGCCACCAAGGUCAUGGUCAUCAAGCCCAUGGCCACCAAGGUCACGGUCAACAGGCCCAUGGCCACCAGCCCCAUGGCCACCACCCCCGUGGCCACCAAGUCCAUGGCCAACAAGCCCAUGGCCACCAGCCCCAUGGCCACCAACCCAGUGGCCACCAACCCCAUGACCACCAGCCCCAUGGCCACCAACCCCGUGGCCACCAACCCCUUGACCACCACCCCCGUGGCCACCAACCCCUUGACCACCACCCCCGUGGCCACCACCCCCAAGACCAGUAGCCCCAUGGCCACCAACCCCAUGGCCACCACCCCCGUGGCCACCACCCCUUUGUCCCUCAACCCCACCACCAACAUCCCCGUGGCCUCCACCCCCAUGGCCACCAUCCCCAUGACCACCACCCCUGUGGCCACCACCCCCAAGACCAGUAGCCCCAUGGCCACCACCCCCGUGGCCACCAACCCCGUGGUCACCAAGAUCAUGGCCACCAAGGUCAUGGUCAACAGGCCCUUGGCCACCAACCCCAAGACCACC
Molecule: messenger RNA, 568 nt
Organism: Oxyura jamaicensis (ruddy duck)
Lineage: Eukaryota; Metazoa; Chordata; Aves; Anseriformes; Anatidae
Product: salivary glue protein Sgs-3-like
Exons: 3
Source: RefSeq, a predicted model, not a curated record